Molecule: messenger RNA, 4974 nt
Organism: Symbiodinium sp. CCMP2456
Lineage: Eukaryota; Dinophyceae; Suessiales; Symbiodiniaceae
Source: the annotation of a GenBank genome assembly
AUGGCAAGCUCCGUCGACCCUGGCAGCCAUGCUGGGGAGGGGGCAAAACAGGAAGAUGCGAGAGUUGGACCGGUCAUUUCGCCCCGGAUGUCACUCGAGCGACCCAGCGUGGCUUUGAAUGCAGCUCUGCCGAGUAGGGAGCACAGCAGGUUGGGGGUUACGCCAGAUGCUUCGCCGAAGCAGGAGCAAGGCGCUACACCUACGUCUGCUGUUUCCGUGCAGCCUUCUGCCAUCGUGUCCGGGUCCCAGCCUGUCGCCUCGCCUCAGGCCUCUACGGUCCGCAAGGAGGUGGCCGAGGCCACUAUCUUGGACCGGAAGGUCGAGCAUCUCAAUGCGCCGCCUCAGAUCAUCCAGCAACGUGGGGAAACCUUGGUGGAGGAGGAACUCAAGCAGGAGUUCAUGGACAUCCCCAUCAUCACAGAGGAGAUUCAGUACAUUGACAUCCCCGACAUUCACCAUGUGGAGAAAAUCGAGGAGGUUUCCAAGGUCGUCCCGGUUCCUUACGAACAGCUCGUUGAGGAGAUCGUUAAGGUCCCCAGGAUCCUGAAGGAGGAGCGCGUGCAGCAGCGACAGGUUGAGGUCACCGUGGAUGUUCCGGUGCCGCAGGUCGUCGAAGAGGUCGUGCAGGUGCCCAAAGUGGUCCAACAGAAGCGACAACAGCUCUCUGAGGAUCUUUUUCGAUCAUCUUCUGCGGCCUGCGAGGUGGUCGAGUUCGUCGAUAUCCCAGUCCCGGAGCACUUCGACCAGAUCGUGGAGGAGGGGGCUUACUCGGUGUUACAGGUGUUGCCGCUCAUGAUCUCGACUUUUUGCAAAGUCCAUUUUGAGUUUUGUCGCUUGCAGGUGAAAAAGCCGGUGAAGCAGGAACGCGUCGUGACGCGCAACGUGGAGCAGAGGCUAGAGAUUGUGGUCCCUACGGUCCAGGAGGAAUCCCUGUACCCGCAUAACUCAAACCUCCUGUCCAACAGCGUCAGCUUUCCACAUGUCGAUUGCAAUGACCUGGUGAAAGUGGUGGUGACAGCAGUGCUGUGCAGUGUCUGCUCAAGCCCCAGGUUGGUGGACGUUCCGGUGAUGCAGGUCAAAGAGGAGGCCUUGGAUGGGAGCUCCAAGCUAUCUCGAAAGCUCUCGGAGGUGCCGGUGAAUGUGGUGGAGGAGGAAACCGUGAUGGUUCCGAAGGUCAUCACGAAAACACGCCGGAAGGAAGUCAUGGUGGAGCAGGAAGUGGAUGUGCCAGUGCCUCGCAUCAGCGAAGAGGUGGUGCCCCUCCCAGUGAUGCUGCAGCAGGAGCGGAUCAUCCACCGGCCCAUCCAGCGCCUCAUCGAUGUACCGGUGCCGCAGAUCAUUGAAGAGGUGAAUCGGCCACACAUUGUCGAGACAAUCGUCGAGGUGCCGAAGGUGCCCAUGAUCCAGCGGAAUUGGGUUGACCGGGUGGUGGAGACCGAGCGGCCCAAGACCAUCCAAAAGCUGGUGAAGCGGAGGCCUGUAAAGAAGGUGAUGCAGACCCAGGUGGAGGUGCCAAUCGUCGAGUUUGAAGACCGUGUGGUCGAAGUUCCGGUUCAGAAGGAGAACUAUGUGCCGUUCAUGCAAAAAGUUGAGAGGACCGUGGAAGUGCCGCAGAUCGAAUAUGUGGACGAGCCUGUGGAGCUUCCUGUGCAAAGACAUCGCCAUGUGCCAGUGCCCCUUCCCGUGGAGCGAAGCGUCGAGGUUCCCGACAUUGAGUACGUGGAUCGCUUCGUGGAUGUUCCAAUCCAGAAUCCGGUCUUCAUCCCGGAGGUGCAGAAGGUACAGAAGACGAUUGAGGUGCCGAAGAUCGAAUAUGACGACAAGCCCGUCCACGUCCCCGUGCAGCGCGUGCGGCAGGUGCCGAUGAUUCAGGAAGUGAAGAAGACCGUUGAGGUUCCAGAAAUCGUGUACCAGGAUGUGGAUAUAAAGUUGCAGUUCCAAGGCUCCUGGAAGUUCAUGAUGCUCGCAGCCGGCUUGUACGAGCCCUUGCGUUAUGCAUGUUGGAGGUUGGGCGAGAAUGUUGGAGGCCAUGCUGGCAGUUAUUGCUUCAAGCCUGGUGUGUGGGCUGGUCUGACUGGCUUUGCCAUUGUAGUGCUGCUGGUAUGGAUCUCCCCGCUUCUGCUGGGGGCUCUCCGCAUGUCAGUGUCUUUUUCAAAGGGUGAGACUCCAAUUGAAGAAGAAGAAGGCCGCAGUGGUGAUAAUCAUCGGAUGGCAUCAGCGCAGGUGGGCCUUCUUGCUACCAUUUGGUCAGGAUUGUCGGUCCUCUGGUUUGCCAUGCCGUUGACUUACAUGCUGGCGGACACAUUCUACCAAUCGAGUUUUUCUGGUGUUCUCCUGGCGGUUGCUUUGGCAGCGGCGUUUCCUCUCAGCUGGCACCUGUCCUUGUUGGCUGUACCUGUCAGCCAAGCUGUCGGUCCCUUCAUGGGUUUGGGAAGGCAAGCUACAAUUGAUCUCCACAAGGCCUUGGGCUGGAGAACUGCCGGCUGGGCUGCGAUUCAUGCCUGUGGAGAGCUUAUCUACGUCUUUAAGACAAGCGGCCUUCAGAUGCUUUUCCAACUUUCAGGAGAGAACGGAGAUCAUCUGUUCUACUUGCUGGGGCUAACCGCAGCACUGAUGCUGCUCGUGCACACAGUGGUGGCCUUUUACCGCAAACACCCAUCCAUCUCCAAGUACUUUAAGGCUUCCCAUCGCACCACCGCCAGCUUGGUGUUGCUGGCUGCCACAGCCCAUUGGGCACCUUUUGCGCUCUUCCUGCUCCCAUCGGCAGCUGCAUAUGGGGCUACAGCUGCCACUGUCAUGGCCUCACGCUUCGGCCGCAAGGCCUCGACGCCCAGGGCAAGUUUGGCGCUCGUGGCCGCAAUCCUCGGAGCCGUGGCAGGCCUGCUAGUGGUUUGGAAGACUCGGGAGACAGUCAUGAUGUCCAGGGAUGUCGGCCUUCUUCUUCCUUUCAUCUUUCCACCGCUGGCGCUGCUAGCGGAGGGUGCAGCUGCGAUGCUGGUGUGCCUUCCAGUGCUGCUAACGGCUCCUGCCAUGCCCACCGGUGCCGAAGGGCAUCUAACGUCAGGCUUUUGGCUCCGGUGUCUGCGCAAGCUGGGGAAGCUUGACGUAAUGUUGCAGCAGGACAAAGUGGUUGAAAUCCCCGUGGCGCAGACCGUUCAGGUUCCCAAGGUGAUCAAGACUCAAAAGCACGUCGAGGUCGAGCAGAUCGUCUACGAGGACGUGGAGGUGAAGGUUCCGGUGCAAAAGCUUCGGCCUGUCCCGGUGCAGUCGAAGCAGACGCGACGCAUCGAGGUGCCGUGCAUCCAGUUUGUCGACCGGAUCGUGGACAUCCAGAUCCCCGUGACGCGCAAUGUCCCGCAGGUGCAGAAAGUAGAGAAGAAGGUGGAAGUGCCACAAGUGAAGGUGGUCAGGAAGGAGGUGGAGGUGCCGGUCAUCAAGCACGUCGAUGCCGAGGAGGUCAUCCAUGUCGAGAAGAAGGUGGAGGUACCUCAGAUUCAGGUGGUUGAGAAGGUGGUGGAGGUUCCGCAGAUGGAAUCCGUGGAAGGGCGCGAUCUCCUCGAGUACAUCCGCCUGCCCCCGGAGCGCCGCCAGGCUGAGCGGGAGUUCGAAGUCGUAGAGGAGGUUGGGGAGGAGCUGCCUCUUGAGAUCGCAGAGCCAAUGGUGGAGCAGCGUGGCGAGUGGCUGCACGUGGAGCAAAAGGUGGCUGGGAUGCGCCCUGCCGCCAUGUCGCCGGAGGCCGCCAGCGCCUUCCUCCCGCAGACAGCGCCUGACUUCCCGACACCCACUUCCAUGGCCUCUGGGCCCUUCGGCGCGCUUCCUGCCACUGCUUCCGGGAUCAUACAGGCCUCGCCCAGCGCCUGCGGUGCCUCGCCUGCGGGCGCACUGGCCAGCAGCUGCCUCGGGGCAGCGCCGGGGGAGGCAGACAUUUCCCAGGUGAGAGCCUUUGGCAACCCACCUCCCUAUGCCAUGGCUUCUGGCCUCGAUUUCACCCAGGUCGGGGCCCCUGGAACACCCAGCUCCAAUGCCCUGGCCGGUGGCCUCGAGGCGACCCAGGCGGCUUCAAAUCCUUUCGGCACGCCUGCGGCCCUUGCAAGCGGGCGCUGCGCCUCCGGCAUCUCCGACAUUUCUCAGGUAAGGCCGUUUGGGAUGCCUUCGCCUGGCGAACAGAAUGCUGCCGUCCCAAGCGGACUCCUGGGGGCCUCCGGUGUGUCGGACAUUUCCCAGGUGCGGCCUUUUGGGGGGCCAAUGGGCGUUGAAGCAAAUGCUCCCGGAGCCUUUCCCAGUGGUUGUGUCGGGGCCUCCGCGGUGUCUGACAUCUCUCAGGUCCGGCCUUUUGGGGUUCCCACUGCCGGCGUGGGCUGCUGUGGUGGGCAGUCCAACAAGGUCAUAGACGCAUCGCUCCCGCCGACGCUCCCGCCGUCGCCGGCCAGCUCGAUGCAGUUCGGCUCGCAGUGGCCGACGGAGCAGGUUCUGCCGGCGCCCCUCGACCCGUUCAGGACAGCAGGGCCUCCAGCUGCCGGUGGCCGCGGAACUCCUGUGGCCUCCCGACAGCUCUCGCCCAGCCAGGCCUCCAUACCACCCUCGCCGAUGGGCACCACCCAGGUCGGCCCUCCCACUGCAGCUCUCCCUGGUGGUCCUCCACUGCUACCUGGAGGCUCGGUGAGGGCUCCUGGCACAGGUGAGUUCGGAUCGCCCGGCCUGCUGCCCGGUCCUCCAGAGGAGACUCAGCAGCAAGGCUGGUUCUCUUGGCUUUUCGGGGGCCGGAGCGCCGACGCCGAGGCACAGGCAGCGCCAAUGAUGGGCUCCCAGUUUGUGGUGCCGCGUGGCUCCAUGGGGGCGCCAUCCCCCGUCGGCGAGAAUUCUCCUUUCCCGAUGCCCAUGGCGCCUAUGGGUGAAGCACAGCCCAUGCCCAUGCAGAGGCCGGCUCGUUCUCUGAUCAGGAGUGGGAUAACUGGUAGGGGUAGCAGGGGAUAG